CACGUCCUCAGUCGCGAAGCGGCCGCGUCGCGCGCCACCCGCCUGCACUAUACCGCGAUAUAUUAUGACAGUGACGUGAUGGAGGGCAAAGACUUCGGUGCAGUUCCCGGCCUACCGGCCGGUUUGGACUAUUUUAUGAUGCCGCGAGUGACCCAGCCUGCUCCACAGUUCGACUUCAGAAAAUUAGGCGCUAGUUUCAGCGGUCGGGACGAUGACAGGAGUGAGGAGCGGCGAUCACCUGAGAGGCUGCCGGAGCGCCGCGAGCCGCCGCCGGCUCCGUGGCCCCUCGGCCUCGGAGUCCAGUUCGUCAACCCCGCUACGGGAAAGAAGAGAGUCCAGUGCAACGUUUGCCUCAAAACUUUUUGCGACAAAGGAGCGCUGAAAAUUCAUUUUUCUGCUGUGCACCUGCGAGAGAUGCACAAGUGUACGGUGGAGGGGUGCACAAUGAUGUUCAGUUCGCGGCGAUCAAGGAACCGGCACAGUGCUAACCCCAACCCUAAGUUACACUCACCACAUGUAAGGCGCAAGAUUUCGGCCCAUGACGGACGAACCGCGCAGCCGUUCCCGUUGCUGCCAGCGCUGGCGCGGCUGCCGCUACCGCCACCCAGCCUGCUGCCGCCGGAGCUGACUGCACGUCUGCCGCCGCCCCUUGUCACUCCUGCUGGUGCUACGCCACUGCCGCCAAGAGUGCCCCUGGACGAUCUCCGUAAUUUCAGUGAAAUUGAAAAGAUGUAUAGAAAGCUUCCUUUGCCACAGGAAUCAUCACGUGAAGCCCUGGAUCUUGUUAAAACUCCGAGUAACCACGAGGAUGAGUCGAUUAAUUACAGUGACAACAAUGAUGAUCUUUCUGAUGACGAAAGAAAGGACAACUGUGGAGAUCAAGUGAACUUGACUGUUACUGAAAGGCUGAAUUACGAUGAUGAGCCAGAGGAUUUAAGUGUAAAUAAAAAGAAAGAGGAAAACGGUGAUACCAAACCUGUAGUGAAAAGUGAAGUCCAAUCAGGUGCUGGAAGCCGAGCCGACCCCACCGUCUCAGAAGAUAAGUUAUCUUUGGUUCCUAAUAAACGAAAAAGAAAGAGCGGCAAUCCCACCCGGUGUUCACAAACUAAUGAAUAUAACGCGUCUGAUGAAGAAUACCAAACAGAUGUAUUUAGAAACAUCUCUACACCUAGUUCGAGUCGCGCGGACGAUGAACCUUUAUCAUUGAAAAAACAGAAACCCGAAAAAUGGGAGCCCUUUCAGAACGGUGACGAAGUUGUUGUGGACGCGGAAUCGGUAACUCGAGUUAAACCUGAAAGUGAAUCAGAUGAUGAAUCUAGCGCUCCGAGCGUAGUUCGCGAAGGCUUACGACUGCGUUCUGACCUGUAUACACCGAGCGACAGCGGGAGCGACAUGCAUACAACGGAAGAUCGAUUAGCUCGAGCACGGACACCCUCCGCUAGCAGUGACAGGACCGACGACCGAACCGAUCUGAAUGAUCUCGAAAUCCCGAUCGAUGAUGAAAACCCCGAUCGAUGUACUGCAUGUGGAAAAGUUUUUCAAAAUCAUUUCACACUACGAAUGCAUUAUAGAAAUGACCACUUAAAGCUGCUUCACCCCUGCGACAUCAACGGUUGUGAUGCUGCCUUCCCUUCCCGGAGGAGUCGAGAUAGACACAGCUCGAAUGUUGACUUACACCGACGACUAUUGUCAACAGGCUCUACUAAUGCUCGGGAACAACGACCUUUUGAAGUCAAUACUGAGUUGUUGAAUAAAUUAUAUGCAGACAUAAAAGGUCUUGCCACUACGCUUGAGAGCUUGCGAUACGGAGGCGACGACACCUCCCAAUUACCCAGCUAUGUUACGGAAACAAUGAAGUUUUAUACCAGAAAUUUAAGCGCAUUGCAAUCGGGAAUUUUUCCACAAUUUGGUGAGCGGGGGUUUUUUCCGGCCCCUUUUCUGAUGGGUAACGGGGCUCCUCAACCGGGCGGGGGACCCUACGGGGCUCCGGCCGGCGCCCAGUCAGCCCGCGAGUCGCUGUCACCACUGUCGGCGUCGUCGCCGCCGGUUAUCUCGCCAGGGCGGCUGGAUGCGGCGCACGCGCGCCCGCGUGAUGACGCCAAACUGCUUUUUCGCGAGACCUCAGAGUCAUUCAAGAAGAUGACUUCGCUUUGCGAGCGCCAGGAGCAGCUGUACCAGCACCACGUGCCGGUGUCAUGACGCAGUCGCUACGCCCCCCGCUCGUCGUGGUGAUACUCACUCCUUGAAGCUUAUGGCGCGCGACUUACAGACUCUCUGUAUAUUUAAUUGUUAAUAAUUUUAAUUGUGUUAAUUCUAUUUCGUAUUUCGUUUUGUAUUUUCUUGUGAUAUUUAGACAAAUAUAUCGUAAUUAUCGAUCCCACGAACUGUAAGUUAUUAGGGAUAGAACCGCUUCGGUAUUGAGUUGACGUGGAGAAGCGAAGUGCAAUACGGACUCGAAUAUAAUAAAUAUUAAUGGACGCGGCGGCGUACGAUAUGAUAUCGUGUAGAGUAUUCGUAAUCGAUGUUGAAAGUAAACGUUAUAAUGAUCAGCUUCAUUUAUUGUUCUGGCGCAAUAAACUCAU
Molecule: messenger RNA, 2582 nt
Organism: Hyposmocoma kahamanoa
Lineage: Eukaryota; Metazoa; Arthropoda; Insecta; Lepidoptera; Cosmopterigidae
Product: zinc finger protein basonuclin-2-like
Exons: 1
Coding region: 79-2199 (706 amino acids)
Biological process (GO): regulation of DNA-templated transcription
Cellular component (GO): nucleus
Source: RefSeq, a predicted model, not a curated record